Molecule: messenger RNA, 1339 nt
Organism: Lecanosticta acicola
Lineage: Eukaryota; Fungi; Ascomycota; Dothideomycetes; Mycosphaerellales; Mycosphaerellaceae
Source: the annotation of a GenBank genome assembly
AUGACCAAUCUCCUCACCAUCCUCCCUCACUUUGACGUCGCUCCCUUCUCGCACAUCCUUCCCUCGCUCGAGAAGGCAUCCGUCUCGACGGCAGACCUGCUCACCCUCGACGCGCUUCAUGUCGCAAAGCGCGCCCAGGUGCCUCCCGCAGAGGUGAAGAAGCUUGCCGACGCGUUGCUGGAUGCGCUACAUCAGAGCGCAGGGUUUGCGCGAUCCGAAAGCAACGGAGCAUUGAGUGAAGGCGACGCCGUUGGACUCCGCACUCGUCUCGUGGACAAAGCGGCCCCUAUAAGCACUCUGGACGACUCGCUUGACGCUGCGCUAGGAGGCGGUGUUCCAUUUGGUCAUCUCACCGAGAUUGUAGGCGAGAGGUGAGCGGGUUCUUGUCUCCCAAAUUGCACAUGUAAGUCCAUCUAACUCUCCUAGUGCUGCUGGCAAGACACAGGUUCUCUUGACUCUCCUUCUUUCAGCCCAGUUGCACGGAAAGGAACAGCCGAGAUCUGCGCUAUACAUCUCCACUGAAGCUCCUCUACAGACUACUCGUCUGGCACAGAUCUUGAACACGAACCCCAAGUUCGCCCGUCUGCCAGCCGAAGAUCGACCCUCCUUGAGUCGGGUACACAGCACUCAUAUCCACGAUGUCGAGGCCCAAGAGCAUAUCCUGCGCUUCCAAGUGCCAGUCGCUAUAUCGAAGCACAACAUUGGUAUUUUGAUCAUCGACAGUAUAGCUGCCAACUAUCGCGCGGAGUUCGACAAGGGAGGCAAGGCCAAGAAGAGUUCUGAGGCUCUCGCCAAACGCAGUACUCAGUUGGCGCAGACCGGCGCACUUCUUCGCAAUCUAGCACGCACGCACAAGAUCGCGGUUGUCGUGGCGAACCAGGUCGCUGAUCGGUUCACCACCAUGGAGCCUACGUUCCCAGGUCCGAGCCAGUCGAUGCAGGGAACGAAAAGGCCUGCAUCGCCAACCCAGUCAAUGGCCAUGCCACCAAAGUCAUCUCUGCCACAAACCGGUCCAUCUGUACUCUCAACGGAUGAUCCACUAUCUCUCGACCACCAACAACGCUUCUUCACAGGAUGGGGAGACGACCCAGCAAUCACAAAUCUCAAGACCCCAAGCCUCGGACUUGCUUGGACGAACCAGCUGUCUUCCCGCAUUGCCCUGCUCAAAGACCCUAUAUAUGAGGUCAAAGCUUACUAUCCCGGAGAUGAACGGAAUCUGAUCGGGUGGAAACGAACGUUCAAGGUGGUCUUCAGCGCAUGGUGCGCCGAGAGUACGACCGAUUUCGAGAUAUGGGAGGGAGGCAUUCGAAGUGCGAAAGAUGACCCUUCUAACGAAUAA